CCUCCUCUUCUCCAUUUCCUUCUUUGUCACUCCUAUUCGUUGGUCGUGUAACGAACCGUUUACGGCAAUGGAAGUUUUUGAAUUUUGGAAUUUGACAUUGCACCGUUCCGUUCAUCGUUUUUAACACGUGUGUUAUCAUCUUUCUAACCUCUGGCUUACAUAACACGAAUUAUGCCGUCCGACGCAAAAAAAAAGCAACAGCAAAAAAAGAAGGAAGCGGCCAAGGCUCGACAAUCAGGAAAGAAACCACCCCAAACUAAUCAGAACAAGGGUGUGGAGGAUGGAAAAGAAUCCAGUCCUGGAGUAGGAGUCAUUCAAAAUGGAACUAACGGAACACCUAUCAGUGCUGAAGAGGCACUAUGCUUAAAACUAGAAGCGGAUGCCAGAUUAAAUGCAGAAGCACGCUCUUGUACAGGAUCAUUAGCUUCACACCCACGAAGUCGAGAUAUAAAAAUAUCUAAUUUUUCUAUUACUUUUCAUGGCUGUGAACUACUACAAGAUACUAUGUUGGAAUUGAACUGUGGGAGACGAUAUGGCUUGCUUGGACUUAAUGGCUCUGGCAAAUCUACUUUAUUAGCUGUACUUGGAAAUCGAGAAGUUCCUAUUCCUAAUCAAAUUGAUAUCUUUCACUUGACUAGAGAAAUGCCCGCUAGCAAUAAAACAGCUUUAGAAUGUGUAAUGGAGGUAGAUGAAGAUCGUAUACGAUUAGAGAAGCUGGCAGAAGAAUUAGUAGAGUGUGAAGAAGAAGAUGCACAAGAACAGUUAAUGGAUGUCUAUGAAAGGUUAGAAGAUAUGUCUGCUGAUACAGCAGAAGCACGAGCUGCUCAUAUUUUACAUGGUUUAGGUUUUACUGCAAAGAUGCAAAUGACACCUACCAAAGAUUUCUCUGGAGGUUGGCGCAUGCGAAUUGCUCUUGCAAGGGCUUUAUAUGUGAAACCUCAUCUAUUGUUACUCGAUGAACCUACCAAUCAUUUAGAUCUUGAUGCUUGUGUAUGGUUGGAAGAAGAAUUGAAAACAUACAAAAGAAUUUUGGUCAUCAUUUCCCAUUCACAAGAUUUCCUCAAUGGUAUCUGUACAAAUAUCAUUCAUGUCAAUAAAAAACAGUUGAAAUACUACAGUGGUAAUUAUGAAGCCUUUGUCAAGACAAGAAUGGAAUUACUAGAAAAUCAAGUGAAACAAUAUAAUUGGGAACAGGAUCAGAUCGCACACAUGAAGAAUUACAUAGCACGAUUUGGUCAUGGCUCUGCAAAAUUAGCAAGACAAGCACAAUCAAAAGAAAAGACACUGGCAAAAAUGGUAGCACAAGGCCUCACAGAAAAAGUAGUCAAUGACAAAGUACUGAAUUUCUAUUUCCCCUCUUGUGGAACUAUUCCACCUCCUGUUAUAAUGGUUCAGAACGUUAGCUUCCGUUACAACGAAGAUUCGCCUUGGAUUUAUAAAAACUUAGAGUUUGGAAUAGAUUUAGAUACCAGAAUUGCAUUAGUUGGUCCAAAUGGAGCUGGGAAAAGUACUCUCUUAAAAUUAUUGUAUGGAGAUCUAGUUCCAAGUUCUGGUAUGAUACGUAAAAACAGUCACCUUCGAAUCGGGAGAUACCAUCAGCAUCUACAUGAAUUAUUAGAUCUAGACAUGUCGCCUUUAGACUAUAUGAUGAAGGCCUUUCCAGAUGUCAAAGAAAGGGAAGAAAUGAGAAAAAUUAUUGGUCGUUACGGAUUAACCGGCCGCCAACAAGUAUGUCCAAUAAGACAAUUAUCUGAUGGCCAACGUUGCAGAGUAGUUUUCGCAUGGCUAGCUUGGCAAGUGCCUCAUUUAUUAUUGCUUGAUGAACCAACCAAUCACUUGGACAUGGAAACAAUUGAUGCUUUGGCUGAUGCAAUCAAUGAUUUUGAUGGUGGAAUGGUGCUUGUAUCUCACGAUUUCAGAUUAAUCAAUCAGGUGGCAGAAGAAAUUUGGGUUUGUGAAAAUGGUACAGUGACAAAAUGGAGUGGAAAUAUUUUGGAUUACAAAGAACAUUUGAAGACUAAAGUUCUGAGUGAUAAUCAGAAGAGACAAAAAGAAAUGCACAGAAGCAAAUAAUCCGAAUGAUGUAUAAUCUACACUGCUCGAUUUUUUUUUUAAGCAUAUUUUUUCUCCCUUCGUUAUAGUAAGCUGCAACUGUCCUCGUUUUUUCGGACAUUUCUUCGUAUCCAUCACUGAACUUUGCGCUGCUGUGUAGCGUUUAUCAGUGAUCGAAGAUUUUUUAGUUAAUUUAUUUAAACGAUGAACAGCGAAUUACUCUGUAACAACUGACGAAAUCAACUCAUGGUGAAGUUUCCCCAUAUUAAUAAUUUAGAGAU
Messenger RNA from Eufriesea mexicana, 2333 nucleotides. Its product is annotated as ATP-binding cassette sub-family F member 2. The transcript has 9 exons. Lineage: Eukaryota; Metazoa; Arthropoda; Insecta; Hymenoptera; Apidae. Gene Ontology annotation, molecular function: ATP hydrolysis activity; ATP binding. The coding region runs from base 172 to 2073 and encodes 633 amino acids. The record is from RefSeq and is a predicted model, not a curated record.